AUGCCGCGAGCAUUCCUGGUGAAAAAGCCUAGUGUUUCACCCGCUAAGAGAAACUGGAGUGAUCUCCCUGACCACGAACGCGGAGACAUUUACAUACCAGUGUCCAUGACCCCUCCAGCUCUUUGGGAGGAGACAGAAGCCAGUACAGCUGAAGUGGCCCUGUGCCUGUCCACGCGUAAAGAACAUACCUUAUGCACACAUAGAUAUCCACAGGACCCCCAUGCCAUGGUUUCUACUGCCGAACUUCCAUCCUCUACUGCUCUGGGACAGCACCACAGCCCAGAGAUAGAGCGCAUCAGAAGUUCACAGAGCAGCACAUAUGUCCGCUCCAAGAUCAAGGUUACCACUGGAGAACCUCCUGCUGAGGUGCCACCUCUCAUGCCAUGUGUGACUACUGGUCCUCCAGUCAUCAUGGCAAACUUAUGCCCCACACCCAGCAUUCUGACAUCUUUAGCAUCUGCAGCGGGUGGAAGCUAUGUUUGUCAGGUGUGCCAGAAGGUAUUUCAGUUUCAGCGAAUGCUCAAUAGACACCUAAAGUGCCACAGUGAACAGAAAAGGCACCUGUGCAAUUUCUGCGGCAAGGGCUUUAAUGACACCUUCGAUCUCAAGAGGCAUGUACGCACGCACACAGGUGUUCGUCCAUACAAAUGUGAUUUAUGUGAAAAAGCCUUCACGCAGCGCUGCUCUCUGGAAUCCCACAUGAAGAAGAUCCACGGUGUGACACAACAGUAUGCCUACAAAGAACGGCGCACUAAACUCUAUGUUUGCGAGGAGUGUGGGCACACAGCCUCCACCCAGGACGCCUUGCUCCGUCACCUCCACACUCAGCAUCCAAACAGUGCCUUCUUGCGGGCCAAGGGGGCACGCAGGCAGUCAGGAGCAGCAGGCAUGAGUGGAUGCGAGGAGAGCUCCCUGCCUGGGUCCCCUCUGUCACAGAAUAGUGAUGACACAGCAGGGUCAGGAGGAAGGUAGAAGGAUUUGUGUGUUGGCAAGUAAGGGAAGCAAAAUGAAGAAUUUGCACACCGUUCAUGCUACUAUGACAGCUGUUUCACAUAUAUAAAGAUGAAGAAGGAAAAAUAGAGGGGGAAACUUGGUUACACUGAAAUUAUAACUGCAAUAAGUUUUAUUCCGUGCCAUGAUAUAUUAGAUGAACUGGUUAAUGUGCCUUAAGCACUAAUCAUAGAUUCACUCACAGUUUACACUACAGCUAUUGAUGAGGGCUGGGUCUUCCCUUUGAAAUUGGUAAUAAUUAUGCACUAGUUCAGUUUACAUUAAGGCAUUUUCUAAUACUGAAAGUGAUAAGAAUGUAACACUACUUUAUGUAAAUACAAUAAAUCCUAUAUGGUGUUUUGGCUCAGGGCAGACAUUUUUACAUUAAAGUGCUCAAGUUUAAAAAAUUACAACAGUGCCUUAUUUUCUUAGUUUUUUUGAUGGGGGGGGGUACUAAAGAAGAAAAGAAUGUUUGUCAAAGAUUAUUGUUUGUAAUAUAUACUGAUAGAUGUUUAGUAAAUAUAGAUUUAUAUUUAUCAUGCUGGUUUGUAAUAUUUCCGGGGUGGAGUUUAUCAUUUAUCCCAGAUUUUCUACGUUUAUAUUAACAAUUAAUACGUAUUAUUCAUUGUGGACAUUAUUUUCACAUUUUAGACAUACCUUAGGAGCCUCAAGGGUAACUGGCAAUGUUCACUUCACACAUAUACAAAUGGCAUACAAUUAAUAUGUGAUUUGAUAUCUAACAGCCGCUACUGACAAACAAGCCAUUCAAUGUGUGCUGAUAUUCAAGCGUAAUAGUUUAAACAGAAGCAGAUUAUCGAUUUUGUGGAAGAGUGUAUAACGUUGU
Electrophorus electricus (electric eel) is the source of this 1834-nucleotide messenger RNA. RefSeq names its product ovo-like zinc finger 1a (gene ovol1a). Gene Ontology annotation, molecular function: DNA-binding transcription factor activity, RNA polymerase II-specific; RNA polymerase II cis-regulatory region sequence-specific DNA binding. NCBI's taxonomy places the organism in Eukaryota, Metazoa, Chordata, Actinopteri, Gymnotiformes, Gymnotidae. Gene Ontology annotation, cellular component: nucleus. The record is from RefSeq and is a predicted model, not a curated record. Gene Ontology annotation, biological process: regulation of transcription by RNA polymerase II; epidermal cell differentiation.